Molecule: messenger RNA, 5680 nt
Organism: Scaptodrosophila lebanonensis
Lineage: Eukaryota; Metazoa; Arthropoda; Insecta; Diptera; Drosophilidae
Gene: pdm3
Product: mediator of RNA polymerase II transcription subunit 13
Exons: 12
Coding region: 768-4835 (1355 amino acids)
Biological process (GO): regulation of transcription by RNA polymerase II
Molecular function (GO): RNA polymerase II cis-regulatory region sequence-specific DNA binding; DNA-binding transcription factor activity, RNA polymerase II-specific
Source: RefSeq, a predicted model, not a curated record
ACACACGCACGGUUACUGCACGUACGCACACACACGCUUACACUCACAAAUACAAAUACAAAUAAACACACACUCAUCUUUAAAGAAAACGGAACGCGAACGAGUGUGUUGUGCAUUCCAUUGCCGGCGUGUGCCAAGCAACAGCAAUAUAACAAAAGUAUCAACAACAUUUAACAGCUGCCCGCCCGGCUCUGUAACACAUGAACCAGCCAGUAAGCUAGCAAGCAAACAAAACAAAACCAACACCAACACAAUAAAAAGAAAAGAUAUUUCCUUGGAAAAGAAUUCGCGCGUGUACAAAAAUCUUUAGCGCGUCGUCGCGUGUGGCUUGCAAUUGCAACAUCCACUUCUUCCUCUUCUUGUUUCGAGCCGAACAACGUGUGAUUAAUUGCUAGGUGAGCGAGAGACUACGCGAUCGAGAGCUUGUAAGCUCGCGGCUUAAACCUCUGAGUGCGGCAUCCACGACAGAAUGACAUGCAAAAAUGUUGACUUGAAAAACUAAAUGUUUGUGCGUGUACAGUUUUCCAGACCAAGAUCAAGAGCAGUUCCAUAUAUCUACAACAAAAUUAUUCCCAUAAACUCUUCUACAACUUACAAUUUGUGUGCAGUGAGAGAAAUUUGAUUAUCUAGAGUGCGACUCAAUCAAGCGUUAUCAAACAAAUUUAUCAAACAAUCGUGCUACAUACAUAUACCAUCUUUAUUGCUGAGGCUAAAGUAAAAACAAAAUACAACGGAAGUGAGUGAGAGCGCUGCUAAAUUGCAAAUGGAUGCCUGCAACGCUGCUGUUGUCUUCGUUGCCCGCCCCCGUGCCGACUGACAUGGCCGAGGGCUGCGAGGAUUCUGCGGGCGCUGCUGAAACCACGUGCCACAAACGUCACACACACGAUUCAACGGCGGCACAGUACAAGCUCGACAAGAUGUUGGGCACGGUGUUGCCCUGUGAGGUGGCAACUCUGGCAGCACCAGCCAGCAGCGGAAGCACCAACAAUAGCACCAACAGCAGCAGCAGCUCUGGGAGCAUUGUCAAGCGAGAGUUUUGCGAUGGCACCGUUUUGGGAAGCAGCGCCAGUCCUACACAGAAUCAUAAUAACAACAACAACACAACUAGCAACAACAAUAACAACAACAACAACAACAAUACCAAAAUGCCAACACUUGUUUGUGCGGCAAACAACAGCAACAACAACGGGAAUGCUGGCAAUGCUGCCAACUCCAGCUCCAGUUCAUCAUCUUCGUCAUCAUCAUCCUGCUCGUCUACAUCGUCCUCCAGCUCGGCCGUCAGCACGCUGACCAGCUGCACCACCGCGGCCAUUGUGCCCUCAAAUUGUUCCACAAAUGCCAAUAAAUCGCCCGGUUCGCCAUAUUCGCAGAGUGCGGCGGCAGCUAGUCCGCUGAGAGAGACAAGUCCUAGCCACUCGCCAUCGGCAUUGGGGGCCACAGCUGGCACAAUGCCGCAUUCACCACCCUGCGCCGUAACUCCAGCAUCGCCGACAACAACAACCACAUCGUCAUCGUCGCAUGUGCUGGCGCUCAACAUCAAGACAGAGUCGGACUAUGAAAAAGAGAUCGCCUGUCACAAAAUACACUCGCCAAGCAGCAAUGGCAGUCAGCAACAUCUUCACCAGCACCACAACAAUAUCUCUAUCAACAACAACAACGACGAUGAUCUGGAUCCCCCUUUGGAACCACAUGUACUGCUAUCGCCUGCCCAUUCGCCGUACGACAGCAAGGAUCAUGUGAAGGAGCUGGAAUUCUAUAAGAAUUUAGCUGCUAAGGCAGCAGCUCUUAGCAAUCAACGUGGCACUCCACUGGGUGGUCAGAUUUCGCCUGUGCACAUGCAAAUCGAUGGCGAGGAUGAGGAUGAGGAGGACGCGGCGACACUAGCAGCACAUGGAUCUGUGGCAUUGCGCAUGCGCGAAGAGCAGGCACAGGCCAAGGCGUUUGCAGCACACUUGAAUGGAACUAUGCAAGACAUGAUAAAUUUGCAAAAAUUACAAAAUUUAGCUACCCUGCAACAAAAACAACAGCAGCAGCAGCAGCAACAUCAACAUCAACAGCAGCAACAACAGCAACAGCAACAUCAUCAUCACCAACAGCAGCAUCAACAUGCCCACUCGCACACCCAAAGCGCUGCCACAGCCGCCGCAUUGGCAAGUCUUCAGGGCUUAGCCGCCGGCAUCAGCGCCGCCUCCGUGUUCAACUCGCCACUGAAUCUCAGCGUUGGCGCAGAGGUUGCUGCCGCUGCUGCUGCCGCUGUCGCGCCCACCAACAGCUGCCACAACGGCAGCAAGAAGACAUCAAAGUCGAACACUGGCAGCAACACGGGCAGUGGCGGAAGCGGCAGUCAGCAGCACCAGCAGCACCAACAGCACCAACAGCAUCAGCCGCAGGAUAAUCCCAGCAGCAGUUCACCACAUGCCCUAAAUGCGACGACGCUGGCCAAUGUGUUAGCGGCAGCGACCGCAUCUUCAUCGCCGCCACCAGCGUUGCAAGCCCCGCCAGCCAGCGCGCAAAUGCCGCAGCUGAUUUUGGCCUCCGGCCAAUUGGUGCAGGGUGUGCAGGGAGCCCAGCUGCUCAUACCCACGGCCCAAGGAAUUGCCGUGCAAACAAUUCUGACCAUACCUGUGAGUCCGCAAAUUCCCACCAGUGAACAGUUUCUGCCGAACGCAUUCGGCGCCUAUGCUAGUUUCCAGCAGCAACAGCGCGAGCACCAGCAGCAGCAGCAGCAACAACAUCAACAACAACAACAGCAGCAGCAGCAGCAGCAGCAUCAGCGUGAGCUUCUGGCGCCUCCCUUGGCCGCACUGCAGCACGCGCCCGCGCUGCCCCAACUGGCACAAACACCGACGAAUUUAUUGAAGCCUAAUCUGUUCUCAACAGGCGUUCAGCAGCUACUGACGGCGCUCCACCCGGAGCUGUUUGCCGCCGCUGCAGCCAACCAUCAUCAGCAACAGCGCGAGCAGCAGCAACAACAACUGGCAGCAGCUGCGGCAGCGGCUGCCGGUCACCUGCCGCAUCUGCCUGCCCAUGCCCAUCCGCAUGCCCAUGCGACGGACCUGAGACGUUCUGCAGAACGCACCUCGCCGGCCAAUUCGCCCACAGCAGCUGCUGCAGCUGCAGCGGUCAGUAGCAAGCCGGCGGCUGCUGCCUUUCUGCUGCAACAGCAGCUGCACAUCAAGCAGGAGACCCAAACCCAUUUCCAUCACUUGCAUGCACCACCGCCGCCGCCACCACCCUCGCUGGGGCCAGCCGUGCCGUCGGCGCAUCCGCAAAUAAGCUUGCGGCACACGGACGAGCUGACCUCGCCCAAGCUGGAGAUGAAGCCGCUGGAGCUAAGUGCCAGCUCCUCGCCACCGGCUCCAACGGCGGCACUUGCGCGGCAUCACUUCGCCCACAAUCUGCGCAGUGCAGCAGUGUCUCCAAGCAGCAGCCUGACACGUGAACCGAAGCACAGUCCGAACAGGGCUAGCGGCAGCUCUGCCAGCUCUGGCAUCAAUCUCAGCCAGCACCACGAUCGACUGGAGCGGCAGGAGCGUCGGGCACAAACACCUACAGCGACGGCUAUACGCGGCUCAGCUACAGCAGCUGUGGCAUCAUCGGCUUCCAGCGUCGGGACGAGUGGAAGUCGGGAAAGCUCACUGCUGCACCACCAUCACCAUGGGCUGUCACAUGAGCGUGGAGUGGGCUCCAGUGGUGGUCGCUUAACACCCACAACAUCUUCGCUUGGAAGCUCCGCCGCAGCUAAUGCUGGUGUUGCCGGCAGCAGUGGCAGCAGCAGCGGUGGCGGCAGCGGCAGCAACGAAAGAGGCUACUCAUCCCCGCUAUUUCGCUCGGCUCACUCGCCUGCGGGUCAUGCACUCAACAUGGGCAACUCGCCGCGUCUGGAGCGGGACUAUCUAGGCAAUGGACCAAUUGUGGGUGGCAGCACAAGCUCGAGCUGUGCCACUGCCACAGCCACAACCUGCACGGCAGCUUCCACGGCCAACGUACUUAGCAGCAUCAGCAGGCUCAAUGCUAGCAAUGGCGAGCUGACCAUCACAAAAUCACUGGGCCCACCCACAGCAACGGCCACACGACCUGCCUCGGCCUCGCCACGAGGGGAUUCACCCAUGCCCGGGCCAUCCACGUCGAGCGCUUCCCUCAUGCACCCGCUUAAGCUGAGCCCCUCGUCCCGCAGCGAACCACCGCAUCUGUCACCUGAUGGCAAUGACAACGACAACGACCUGCUUAUGGACUCCCCGAACGAGCCCACCAUCAAUCAGGCCACCACGAAUGUGGUCGACGGCAUCGAUUUGGAUGAGAUCAAGGAGUUCGCCAAAGCGUUCAAGCUCCGUCGCUUAUCGCUGGGCCUCACCCAGACCCAGGUGGGACAGGCCUUGUCCGUUACCGAGGGACCCGCGUACAGUCAGAGUGCCAUAUGCAGCGCUCUCGCUGCUCAGAUGUACGCCGCUCAGCUGUCGACGCAACAACAGAACAUGUUUGAGAAACUGGACAUUACACCAAAGAGCGCACAGAAAAUAAAGCCCGUGUUGGAGCGUUGGAUGAAGGAGGCCGAAGAGAGCCACUGGAAUCGGUACAAGUCGGGUCAGAACCAUUUGACGGACUACAUAGGUGUGGAGCCAUCGAAGAAGCGCAAGCGCCGCACCUCCUUCACGCCCCAGGCCCUGGAGCUGCUCAAUGCGCACUUCGAGCGCAAUACGCAUCCAUCGGGCACCGAGAUCACCGGCCUGGCUCAUCAACUGGGCUACGAGCGCGAAGUCAUUCGCAUUUGGUUCUGCAACAAGCGACAGGCCCUUAAAAAUACAGUGCGCAUGAUGUCCAAGGGUAUGGUCUAGUUGGGCGUGUAAAUAGGCGCAGUCUAAUGUAUAUAGUACUAUAUAUAGCGAUGUGAAUGUGUUUGUGUAUGAGUAAGUGUACGUGUUCGUGUACGUGUGUGUAUUUUGUAUUGUAUUAUGUGAUAGUUUUAAACACAUUUAGUAUCUAGUAUUUAGGCCAUGUAAAGCAAAAGUGUGUCAUAGUAUUUAUGAGAGACGACAUAAGGAUUAGCAUAGAGCCCCCAAGUUUAAUCAAUUUCAUCAAUUAAAUCAUAUCCAAAAUUGCCUAAUUGCAGUCUAGAGUCGCUGCAGACUUGUCCUGGCAAGCUCUUUGACAUAAACGUGCCAUUCCAAAAUGAUGAAGAACGUGAAAAGCGAACAAAAACAAAUUAGAAUCUAAUCUCUCGAAGCCCCUAUCUCUGUAUAAUCAGCUAAAGUUUCCACAUCAACAUUUCUAUCACUAAGCCCAAAAACCAAAUCCACAAGAAACCACUCGAUUCGAGUGGCCAGUGAAGUGGAGCGAUCGAAAGGGACGAAAGGGUCAAAAGGGACGAAAGGAGGAAGGGAGGGAGCGAGAAAAACAGUUGCAUUUAAUGCGUUGGCUAUAAAAACUUGUAUGUGUAAGUGUACUUUAUUUUAAAAAGUAAAUUAACAAAUUAUAAUCUUAAAUAAAGGGAAAUCUAUAAUUUGGCUAGCAAACUAAUUGUAUGGUACUCGUAGCGCACGAAAGCCUAAUACUAAGCAAAUUAAUGUAGCGAUUUAAAUGAAACAGAACAAAGAAUACAAGUACGAGUAUGAAAAAUGCGAAAUGCAAAAGUGAAAGAAAAGCACACACACAGAAAUUACUGAAGAAUAAAAAGACCUAU